Messenger RNA from Seminavis robusta, 1446 nucleotides. Lineage: Eukaryota; Bacillariophyta; Bacillariophyceae; Naviculales; Naviculaceae. The record is from the annotation of a GenBank genome assembly.
GCUAAUUCUGACUCGGAAGGCAAGAUAGGUCAGCGUUUGGCCUUGUGGUCAGUUCUCUGCCGUGGCUGCCACAUAAUUUGUCUGGUGUCCAAUGGCUAUCUGGCGCUGCAAUAGUUCCACGCAAAGUCCAUUGGUGGACAUGGCUUGUCGAUUUGAUUCCUUGUGGGCGCCGGGGAAUCCAAAACACCAAGCUUGCCAGCAGAGAGGACAAGAUAACUAUUCAAUCUCGCACUCUCAAUUUGUUUGCCAUUUGGAAAUCUAGUACCGGUAGGCGAGGGCAAAGCACGAGUAGGUAACAACUCCAGCAUUACCCGUACAGCACCCACAGAGAGGUCGUAAAAACACAAAUACCCGGCUGUGUUUGUGUCUUCAUGUAUCGGAUGUUAUAUCUUAUACAUUCCCAUAUAAUUCUCGACCGCGGGAUCAGUAUCCGUCGUGUAAAAAACGAGAAGCCCCCGAAAGAUAUCUGAAACACACUGGGACUGGAGCUUGCCUCUCGACCAAUCAAAACGGUUCUUUGCAGAUCCAAACCUCCGACUGCUGCCAGGCUCGCUCUCAGCUUUGUGCUUUCCUGUCGUUUUGGAGGAAUUGGUAGGAAAUGAACGGAGCUGCUACGUGCGAGGUGGUCUCGGAGCAACCUUUGGCAGCUCAAUCCUCGAUUUCAUCACUCUUCAUUUCUCCUCAUAAUUUGAGAUCGAUGAACUUCAUCAAGGAAGCAAUUCAAUUCGUCUGGCAACUUUUAUUAUCUUUUCAAUCCUCACAUCCACCAUGACCAUGACGAAAUCAGCCGCCGCCGAACCUUCCAAGGAACCCGCCAAGGACGCACCUGCCGCCGGAGAAGAAGCCACUCCCAAGUCCCCUGCCAAGGAAGCCACCGUCGAUCCGACCACCAAGAAGCGUUCUAGCCCCACACCUGCCGAGGAGGGUGCUCCCGACUCCAAGAAGGCCGCCAUGGAUGAGAAGAAGACGGAAGAAGCCGAGAAGACUGAUGGAGACAAGAAGGCCGAAGCUACUCCCGAGCAGAAGGAUGACUCCACCAAGACCGAAGACCCUACCGACAUGAAGACCGAUGGCGACGACGCCAAGAAGACCGAUGGCGAUAGCGCCGACAAGAAGACCGAGGGCGACGACGCCAAGAAGACCGAUGACGCCAAGACCGAAUCUGCUCCCGCAGAGAAGGCCGAUGGCGCCGACAAGGAGUCCGACUCCUCCAAGACCGACGCGAAGACUGAUGGCGAUGGCGCCGACAAGGAGUCCGACUCCUCCAAGACCGACGCGAAGACUGAUGGCGAUGGCGCCGACAAGAAGUCCGAGUCCGACAAGGUCCCCGACGAGAAGAAGGCUGUCGACAAGGCUGUUGAUGUUGACAAGGCCAAGGAGGCCUGCUCCAAGGUUGCCGAUCUGGUGAAGGAAGCCACCAACGACAAGCCUGUCUCCGCACAGUAA